Messenger RNA from Ylistrum balloti, 1152 nucleotides. Its product is annotated as beta-1,3-galactosyltransferase 1-like. Bases 1 to 1152 code for a protein of 383 amino acids. NCBI's taxonomy places the organism in Eukaryota, Metazoa, Mollusca, Bivalvia, Pectinida, Pectinidae. The transcript has a single exon. Gene Ontology annotation, molecular function: hexosyltransferase activity; UDP-glycosyltransferase activity. The record is from RefSeq and is a predicted model, not a curated record. Gene Ontology annotation, cellular component: membrane.
AUGUUUCGUUUCAAGUGUGGAGCUAUGAUGCGACAGAUGUGUAGAUGUUGUUGUAAUUCCAUGAAUGCCAUUUCCUUUGUGGUCCCUUUUCCGUCGCUGCUUCGUCAUAAGGUAACGCUGGUAAUUAUUGUGAUACUGGUGGUAAUGCUAUCCGUCCUUCAUACCAUAGACGGUGAUAUAAAACCUUCAUUCACAGUCAGAAGAGAAGAUAACCAUAACAUAGAAGCCUGGAAGCACAGUAUGCCGGGAAGACCGUUUUUCAUACAACAUAGGAAUAUCUUUACAUUAGCCGACAAGAAAACUGUGAAUUCAUCCACGGAAAUAGACGAGGAUUUAGAGGUAGUUAAUCCACACCCUUUCCGGUAUAUAAAUAAUCCUGGUCAUUGUCAAUUUACCAGUGAAAAUCGUCGGACAUUAUUGGUUAUUGUGAAAUCUACAGUACGCAAUAUUUUACUGCGACAGGCUAUACGGAAGACAUGGGCCAAUAUCAGUGAAAGCAACGUUAAGACAGUGUUCAUGCUAGGACGUAACAGUUCCCGACUCGUUCAACAGGAAAUCAUUGACGAAGAGGCCAAACAGUUUCAAGAUAUAGUUCAAGAAGACUUUAUAGAUGCUUAUAUGAACAACACUCUUAAAUCUAUCAUGUCAUUUAACUGGGCAACUCAAUAUUGUCGAAGCGCCCAAUUUCUCUUUUUUGUAGAUGAUGACUUUAUUGUUGACCUACCUAAAAUUCUUAAUUACAUUUAUUCCAUUCCGCAGACUGAUGUUCAGUCAAUAUUCACAGGACAGAGAAUUGCCAGGCCUGUAGAUAGAAACGAACAUUCCAAAUGGGGUUUGUCGUGGGAUGUAUUCCCUCAUAAAUAUUGGCCUCCGUACCUAGCAGGCGGUGCGUAUCUCAGCAGUAUGUCAGUCGCCAGAAAAUUUACCUAUGCAUUCCCUUAUAUACGUCGUUUAGGUAUAGAUGACGCGUGGUUAGGUAUUAUUGCUAGAAACGUACAGGUCAGUCCACAAGAUCAUCAUUUCUUUCAUAAUGCUGGCAGGUACUCUCACUUAGCUCUGGUAUAUCAGUGCUGCCAUACUCCAAAGGAGAUGAUAAACACCUGGUGGCAAUAUACACACAACGCAACCUUUCAAAUCGGGAAACUUGUCUGA